Strongylus vulgaris is the source of this 438-nucleotide messenger RNA. NCBI's taxonomy places the organism in Eukaryota, Metazoa, Nematoda, Chromadorea, Rhabditida, Strongylidae. The record is from the annotation of a GenBank genome assembly.
AUGCGCAAAGCAACCAUUCGCAUUCUUGCUGGACGUAGAAGCUCACAAGAGUGUGGUACUCACCUUGCCUCCGGUUUUGAAUUUGAUCCGGAAGCAGUCUCGGCAAAGUCCCGGCCUCACGCUUCCGUUUAUGCACGGCACCACCCUUCUGAACGUUCUAUUGCCAUUCGCAGAACUAAUAUUGUGCGUUAUCUAAUUAACAAAGCAUCGCUUACUGAAGCGAGUUUAGCAGGAAGUUUGGGGACGACCGAUUUAAUCACAUUACCUAAAUUUCGUAGACAAGUAGUUGUUCUUCCUACAAAUGAUGGCUAUACAAAGUGCUACGUCGAAGCACCUCAGGUUUCUGUGGAACACGAGAAUCCUAACGAGGUGCUAAUGGUAACCCCACAGGACCUUUCAGUGCAGUACGUUUAUAUUUCUCUUCCUGUAAAUUUGUAA